CACAUAGCCAGCUGAGGAUCGCUUAUCGAUCAGUGUAAUGAUCAGCUGAUAGGCGGCCAGAAGUGUCACCAAACACCGCGGACAAAUGGCUGACUCUGUACACUAAACACCUACAGUCAGGAACUCGACACCGACUCCAAUCCCAUCCAACUAUUAACACACGCCGACCAGUAACACACACUGUCGUUACAUUUUCGAGGGAGAGAACGGAGAACUCCACAGUGGAUCAAAACUAUUAGAAAACUUUGAGCAGGGCGUGACGUAUCUGUCCUGUCUUAGCCUUAGUUUCGAUUGUGACGUCAUCAAUCGUGUGACGCCAUAGAUGUUGCUUACGUGAAGGAUCACACCACGAUUUACUGUUUCCACGGGUAGUUUUGGCGUAAUGUCUGCUUUUGAACCCAGCAAUAACAGUAAUCUCCGUGUGAUGACCUUUUGGUCAAGACAUGACCCGAUUAAACACCAGAAAGGUCACACUGACCAUUGGUCAAAAGCUAGACAGAAGUCGGGUUCCUACUCAGUGUCUUAUGGCGCCAAGGGGCUCACGAUCCGUUCGGACACCGAUUUAGACUUGGCGACGGUACGUAAAGCUCAGAGCACCAGGGUUAAGUUCGUUAACGACAAUGUCACAAAAGUCCCAAUACGAUCUAUAGAUGAUAUGAUUUUACAUGGUCUAGACGCAGAACUACCAACACAAAUUUUCAACCAGAGGCCCCGGAUGAACUUUAGCAGGAAGUCAACAAGAACAGGCUAUAAUGAGAGAGCUCGGGAUGGUUUCCGGUACUGGCUGAUUGACCGACCCAAGCCCACAAAAUUUGGCAGAUAUGGUAUCGGGUCCUAUAAGACAGUGCUUGGGAUCGGCAACGCUCCGAGAACGUAAACCUUCUACUGACCCUCACAGAUACAUAUUAUAAUCCGUCAUCAUUAUCGAACAAUCAACGUAUACUGAUUUCCCCCGGAGUCCCAUUGUUUCAUUGUCUACCUGCCCGUCCCCGGGGCCAGUCCCCGGGGCCAGUCCCUCAUGCUGUGUGUACUCCGACUUGGUCUAUAUAGAAGUGAUAUAAGAAAAUGUUUUAUCUAUACUUAUAUAUAUCUCAACAGAACUAACUCUAGCUCGAACUAGGACAGCGCCUACCGAUACAGUAUUACAUGUAUAUAGGAAAGUGAGGUUUUCGCUACCAAACAUGCUUAUUUAUUUAUUUUUGUGAAAUUUGUGAUCUCUGUUUUAUUUUUGUAUGUUCUUCCCUUACACUGUUUGAUUUGAAAUAGCACAUGGCAAUCAUUUUAUUAACUGGUUCAUAAUACCGGACUUCGGGGGAAAUCUGAACCACUUCUGUAAACUAAGGGAGGUAACUCUCACACAUCCUUGUUGUUUCAUAUUCUAUAAUAUAUAUAUUUUAAGUUCUAUUUAAAAAUACACAUUUGAAAAAUAUUAAACAUAUAAUUAUUUUCAGAAGUGUUUCUUUUAUUUAUUCGUAAAAAAACUUAACUUGGAUUAUCUUGGUAACAAAGCUUGGUUCAAAUACCUAUACAGAUGAUUCCAACUGACAUUCGGAUGGAGAGCUACUUUGACCUGAGUAAGAAACAUUUCAAUUUCAGAUCGCGUAUUCCGAUAUCUUUAGUCUCUAUCUGAUGUCCGCUAUUAUAAACUAGAUGCUGGAAGGUGAGAACAUGUGUUCUUUGCAGUGAAAUCUAAACUCGGUUGAUAAACUAUUUAUCCUAUUUUACGGCGAAAAUUCUUGCUUCUUAAACACAUAACACAUGUACAUGUAUGUCCAAGUUGUUUUUACUCAACUCUAUAAUAUGGCGUGGAUUUGUACUACAGUGUGGGAUUGUAACAACGUUCGUUCUUAAGUUUAAAUUCAACGCAAAGUAAUACAGGCUAAAGGAAAUCUUUCUGUGUAAUGGACGGAGGUUACAAUCCAUGUAUAUACCGGUAAUAUACUUCAAUGUUCAAUCCAUGUAUACACCAUUAUUAUACUUCAAUGUCCAUUAAAGUACCUUACACCCACGCACCUACAUUUAAAAGUAUUCUCAAUUAAACAAGUGUACAGAUCUACUUACACAAUUCUAUCAAAAAAAUAUUUUCUAACAUGCGUAGUCAUGUUUUCAAAACAUAUUCCAUUUUAACAAAUACUUGCAUGUUCAAAAUAUAUCCCAAUUCUUCAGAGACAUAUUCUUUGAUUGACAGUUCUUGUGAGAUAAAUCGUUUGUCCAGUACUGGGUGCUUUUUAUGUGCCAUGAAUGGAAUGUUUUAACAGUUCAGUGGUAAUAUCGUAAUGUUUGACUGGUUUGUGUAAUUUCACGUGUAAUAAUACGGUAUGAUGUCUGUAUUACCACAUUUAACCUAAUGCGUCAGACAUUUAUAUAGGAAAUAUAGGUUUAUAUUAGAAAAUUCAGUCGUGAAAUCAGAUGUGUCGGGAAUAUUCAUCAAAAUAUCACAACUGAUUUAUGAACAUGUAGCCACAUUUCUUUAUUACUUAAUCCUAAUUGUUGCGGAAAUGAAUACAUUCAAAUAAUGAUGUGUUAUGUAAAUUAUUAAUGGUAGUCCCGACCGAUUUAUUCUAAUGUUUUAAUAACUUCUUUUUUUCUCAUAUCGAUAUGGCGUCGAUUAACGUUGACGUCAUACAAACAAAGAAAAAGGUAUAAAAAGUCAGAAUAAUUUGGAAUUUGGGACUUUCUUAAUUGGAAUAUUGGGCAAAACUAUCAACCCCAAUCUCGAUGUGCGCUUAUCUGGCCUCAGAAAGAGCGAUCGUUCAGCUUCGCUUGUUUGAUGAGAUAACUGGCUGUAUACUCAUUUUAUCUAUGUCUUCCAAUAAUCCCCCCUCCUGUGACGGGCGUCCCGUAUGUGUUGUUCAGUGAGGUAAUCACUUACUACUGCAAGGAGGCCCCGUCAGGGCUUUACGACCACGACACAGGCAGGUUUAUAUGGUGAACGGAAUGAGACUCCAAACGCUCAAACUACCGAUUCUCAAAAGUGAACGCUCUUAGAAAACACACGAGACUCUUCACUUGUCUUUUGACUCAAACAAUAAGGACAGGUCCUCGUGACUCAAACAAUACGGACAGAUCCUCGUGACUCAAACAAUAAGGACAGAUCCUCGUGACUCAAACAAUAAGGACAGAUCCUCGUGACUGAAACAAUAAGGACAGAUCCUCGUGACUCAAACAAUAAGGACAGGUCCUCGUGACUCAAACAAUAAGGACAGGUCAUCGUGACUCAAACAACAAGGACAUAUCCUCGUGACUCAAAGAAUAAGGACAGGUUCUCAAGACUCAAACAAUAAGGACAGGUCCUCGUGACUCAAAGAAUAAGGACAGGUCCUCGUGACUCAAACAACAAGGACAGGUUCUCGUAACUCAAAGAAUAAGGACAAGUUAUCGUGACUCAAACAAUAAGGACAGGUUCUCGUGACUCAAACAAUAAGCACAGGUUCUCGUAACUCAAACAAUAAGGACAGGUUCUCGAGACUCAAACAAUAAGGACAGGUUCUCGAGACUCAAACAAUAAGGACAGGUUCUCGUGACUCAAACAAUAAGGGCAGGUUCUCGUGACUCUAACAAUAAGGACAGGUCCUCGUGACUCUAACAAUAAGGACAGGUUCUCAAGACUCAAACAAUAAGGACAGGUCCUCGUGACUCAAAGAAUAAGGACAGGUCCUCGUGACUCAAACAAUAAGGACAGGUUCUCGUGGGUUUCCGACGAUACAAAGGUGCGGAUGAGAUAAAAACAA
This is a messenger RNA of Pecten maximus, 3731 nucleotides long. RefSeq lists its product as uncharacterized. NCBI's taxonomy places the organism in Eukaryota, Metazoa, Mollusca, Bivalvia, Pectinida, Pectinidae. The record is from RefSeq and is a predicted model, not a curated record. Bases 383 to 877 code for a protein of 164 amino acids. The transcript has 5 exons.